This is a messenger RNA of Astyanax mexicanus (Mexican tetra), 4504 nucleotides long. RefSeq names its product zinc finger protein 239-like. Gene Ontology annotation, biological process: regulation of transcription by RNA polymerase II. Gene Ontology annotation, cellular component: nucleus. Gene Ontology annotation, molecular function: RNA polymerase II cis-regulatory region sequence-specific DNA binding; DNA-binding transcription activator activity, RNA polymerase II-specific. The record is from RefSeq and is a predicted model, not a curated record. Bases 946 to 1884 code for a protein of 312 amino acids. NCBI's taxonomy places the organism in Eukaryota, Metazoa, Chordata, Actinopteri, Characiformes, Acestrorhamphidae. The transcript has a single exon.
UUAAAAAAAACCCAAAAGAAACCUUAGUCCUAAUAUUUCAUUGUUUAGUUUAACAUUUAUUUAACAUGACAUACAGUUAAUUUAUAUAACAAAAGAAAAGAAAAAGAUUUUUAGCAAAAGCUGGACAUUGUGAGAUGGUAAUGGGGCUGAUGUUACCUUCUCCAGUUUCCAGCAGCCUGCACUCUCUAUGCACAUACCGCACUGACCAUUUACUUUGCUUGGAUGCAGUGUGUUGUUGCAGGCAACCCGGAGAACACGUCAAUGGUAUGUGUAUUCUUCUAUCAAUCAAGUUUAAUUAAUUAUUUAAUGGAAACAAAGGUGGGUAAUAGUUUAUGUUAAAUAUGGGGGGUCCAAAUAUAUAAUUAUGAAAUGUGUGAAAAGGUUUAAUGGUAACGCCCAUGCAUGCAUUUAUGCCUUCCUUAAAACAAUGAGAUGUUACCCUACUUGAAAAAAAAAAAUGCUACACAUUUUAUAACUUUCUAGAAGAGAGCCCCACUUAAAGUAACAGUUACAGGAUUUCUACUGGAAAAAUAAACUCUCAGGACUUUAACCAGCUUUGGUUUCAGAUGGCCUAUGCCUGUUUUUUUAUGGACAAGGUGACUGACAAUCUGGUCAACAAGGCAAGAUCAUAGCAAACACAUACUGGCAAAACUGGUUGACCUGUUUUAAUUUAAGUUUAAUGGAGUAGCUGGUCAUAAAAAAUCAACAACAAACAUUUUGUUAAUGAUUAAUUAUAUUUGUUAAUCCUGAUCAUUAUUAUUAUUUCUUUUAAAUCUAACUGGAAAUCGUUUCACAGUUACUGUUUUCUCUUCUCUCUCUUUUCCAGAAAUUAAUGUCAUCAUUUUGAUUGUCACCAUCUUUUUCUGGUUUGUGUCCCCAGCAAUUCAGCAAAUGUAUUCUUUUAUUUUCCUUACUAAAACACCUCACAAAUAAACACUGGAAGACAUGGACCAGGUGAGAAAUCACCUCUGCCCACAAUGUGGGAAGAGUUUUACUAAAAAGAGUGAUCUUAAUCUGCACCAUUGCUCACAGGCAGAUGAGAAACAACACAACUGCUUACACUGUGAGAGGAGUUUAACCGAACAGAGUGAACCUGAACCGCACCAAUGCACUCUUGUGGAGGAGAAGCCAUAUGACUGUUUACAGUGUGAGAAGAGUUUUACUGCACAGGCUGAUGUUGGACUACACAAGCAUGUUCACAUUGGGGAUAAGCUGUAUGACUGCCCUCUGUGUGGGAAGAGUUUUACUCAACAGGGUGGUCUCCAACGCCACCAACGCAUUCACACAGGAGAGAAGCCGUAUUGCUGCUCUGAGUGUGGCAAGCGGUUUACUCAGCAUAGUACUCUUCAACGACACCAGCGCAUUCACACUGGAGAGAAACCAUAUAACUGCUCAGACUGCGGCAAGAGUUUUACACGACAGUGUCAUCUCCACCAACACCGGCGCAUUCACACAGGAGAAAGACCUUUUUAUUGCGUAGAAUGUGGGAAGAGUUUUACCCAGAAGAGUACUCUUCAACUACAUCAGCGCACUCACACAGGAGAGAAGCCGCAUUACUGUGUUGAGUGUGGAAAGAGUUUUGCUCAGCAAAGUACUCUCCAAUUACAUCAGCGCAUUCAUACCGGAGAGAAGCCGUACUACUGUACAGAGUGUGAGAAGAGUUUUACUCAACAGAGUACUCUCCAACUGCACCAGCGCACUCACAGUGGGCUUAAGCCAUAUGACUGUUUUCAGUGCGGGAAGAGCUUUAGUCACAGAGGAAAUCUCAGAGCACACCUUAGCAUUCACACAGGAGAGAGGCCAUUCAAGUGUCCACUGUGUGCGAAGACUUUCAGCCAGGAAAGGACUCUUAAAAAACACCAGCGUAUUCACACCAAGGCGUAAGAUGUUUUUGGUAGCUCUUAGAAAGAUGCCCUUGACAAUGGACAAUGACCGAAUCAAGUCUUUUAUUAAGCGCUUUUUGCAACCGAUGUUGUCGCAAAUCAACUUAACAAAAAAUAAAAUAUAGAACCCUUAGUGAGUGCCAGGGGCAGGAAAAACUCCCUCCGAUCUGGAGGAAGAAACCUUAGGAGAAUCCAAGAGAUUUAAUCAUUUGUGGUUGAGUUUAUAUAAAACACAGAUUGUAAAACAUUAUCAGAGAAGGCUUCAGCUUCUGAUGUAUUGACUUGUUUUUAAAGUGUCCCAACCUUCUAAGAAGGCCUUUUCCCCAAACAGAGGUGGAAAAUCCAGGCCCAGAAAGUACAAAUAAACCCUCAAUUUUGAACUGAAAUCAUGCACAGGACCAGGAAUACAUCUUGCAGGCAUCAUGGUGAAGGUUCUUCAAGUGACCUCAAGUACUUGCAGAUGCAGAUGAAAAAAUGAGGAGUUUGCCUUGAAAGAAAAAUUAAGACCAUAAGUCAAGUGCUCACUUACUAAUGCAGAUGCCAUCCUGACCUCAACUGUUGUUGAAUUUUUUACAUCAUAUAGUGCUCUGAUGAAGCUUUCAGAAUGUGUGUUGACCGACUGACAGCAGUUUUCAUGUUCAAACCCAACGUUUUGAUAAACAAGUUGGAUAAGCCUUAGUCAUCAUCCCAGAAAAGACCUGAUGUGGCGGCUGCCACAGAAAAUCCAUCUUCUGACACACAUUUCCAAUCUUUUUUUCUUGAUAUUGAUGCUUACAAGUGUUCUCGAAGCAUUGAAGCUUAGAAAAAGUUAUAUGGCCUGUUUUCCUGUAGACAAUAUCCUGUAUCCGAGUACCCUCUGAACUGGGUUGUCUGUGGACAUGUCACAAAGUGGGGUUGCAUACACCCUCAUUUGUGUAUCUAUUUCCUCAAGCACCACAACUCAAGUUCAUUGUUAAAAACCUUUAAAUGAAUAUCAAUUGAAUUUGUACCAAGUCAUGUUCAAACCAGGCAAAAUGUUCUGUUCCAUGGGCCGUGAAGCUGUGUGUCUCAGUGUCUCAGUGACCACAGUUUUAUAAGCUUGUUGUAUGUAGGUUUUCAACUGGAUCACAUCACAUUCCUGAAAUUUAAGUAUCCAAAAAAGGCAGCUGCCAAGACUAGUGGUUUUAAUAUGACACUAGCAAACCUCUGUAAUUGACAACUUUGAGGGCUUGAAUGUUCAAAGAAAUACGAUUGUGGAAACACAACAGAAACUAGUGGUGAUUUAAAACUUCAUUGCCCUUAUUUACACCGUAAUACUAUUAACAUGAUGCCAUGGAUUUAGGAUGUACCAAUGUGGGUAAUUCUGGACCAAUUCAGAUAUCUGAUAUUACAAACGUACAUAUCUGCUUGUGCCAAUGCGGAUAUACAUGUUUAUAACUUACAGAAAGACUAGACCCUGGUAUAACUUAAGAACUUAUAACUAAUAGAAAUAAAUAAAAAUGAGCUUAAAUCAAAGAAUUUUAAAUUGUAAACUAAUUGUAGUAGUCCGGCCUGUGUCGCUUGGACCAGUACAUAUAUCAUGCCAUUUAUAACAUUAUCAGAGUUUUAAAAUAUGGGAAAUCGCUAACAGAACUGUGUUGGUAAUGUAGAUUUAUCUUUGCAUAUGAUUUGCACUACAACUGCCUAUAGUGUAACAAUGCUUUACCCCAAAUCUUUUGUUGCUGAGUGAAAGCAGUGCUAAGUCAUUCACGUGUUGUUAAAUGUAUUUUUAACAGACUACGUACACUAAAGGCAUCAAAACUAUGAAUGAACAUGUGGAGUUAUGUACUUAAAAGGUGAAAUAACUGAACACAUAGUUUCUUCAAAAUAGCCACCCUUUGCUAUGAUUACUGUUUUGUACACUCUUGCCAUUCUCUCAAUGAGCUUCAAGAGGUAGUCACCAGAAAUGGUUUUCAGGUGUGCAUUAUCAGGGUCAAUUAGUGGAAUUUGGUCGAGUGGUCCCACGGUCUAAAGCCGGGAGGUCGCCGGUUCGAACCCCCGCUAGAGCAGCUUUGCCAUCAGAGGGCAAGCAAAAUUGGCCCUGCUCCCUCUGGGUGGGUAGAUGGCACUCUCUCCCCCACAUCACUCCUAGGGUGUGGGGAGAGAGCAGCAUCUGUGAGCUGAUGUACCGAGCCGCCGUGCUUUCCUCCAAGUGUGCUGGCAAUGCUGCAUCAGCUCGAAAAGAAGCGGUGUAUCGGAAGGGGCAUGUGUUAGUCUUUACCCUCCUGGUGUGUUAGGCAUUUCUAGUGAUAGGGGGAGUCCUAAUGAGUGGGUUGGGCAAUUGGCCGUGUAAAUUGGGGAGAGAAAAAAAAUAGUGGAAUUUCCUGCUUUAUCAAUGGGGUUUGGACCAUCAGUUGUGUUGUGCAGAAGUCAGAUUACUACACAGUCGACAGCCCUAUUGGACGACUGUUAAAAUUCAUAUUAUGACAAGAACCAAUCAGCUGACUAACGAAAAACUAUUGGCCAUCAUUACUUUAAGAAAUGAAAGUCAGUCAGUCCGCAAAAUUGCAAAAACUUUAAAUGUGUCCCCACGUGGAGUCGCAAAAACCAUAAAGCCCUACAACGAAACUGGCACACAUGAGGACCGACCCAUUGGCGUAGGA